Messenger RNA from Neltuma alba, 817 nucleotides. RefSeq names its product heavy metal-associated isoprenylated plant protein 28. The record is from RefSeq and is a predicted model, not a curated record. Gene Ontology annotation, molecular function: metal ion binding. NCBI's taxonomy places the organism in Eukaryota, Viridiplantae, Streptophyta, Magnoliopsida, Fabales, Fabaceae.
UAAUAAUCCACAACGCUCAAAAACCGUAUCUGCAACAACUUCUCAGGAAACAAUUCAUCGCUACCAAAAUCAUGACGAUCAUAGAGAUGAGAGUGCACAUGGAUUGCGCAGGAUGUGAAAGCAAGGUCAAAAGUACACUUGAAAAGCUUAAAGGUGUGGACGAGGUGGAGAUAGACAUGAAGUUACAGAAGGUGACGGUGACGGGGUGGGCGGAUCAGAAGAAAGUUCUGAAGGCGGAGAAGACGGGGCGGAGGGCGGAGGUGUGGCAGCUGCCGUACACGACGGAGUUUCAUGAAGGGCAAUUCUUUCAGCAGCACCAUUGUAAUGGACCAGUGAACUUAUACACCUCUCAGCCAAGUUCGUCCUAUAACUACUACAAGCAUGGCUAUGAUAGCUGCGAUCCUCGUUAUUAUCAGUAUCCUUCUCAUUCUUCUGUCAUUGGCCAUCAAGCUGGUGCUGCUUUCAGUGACGACAACCCUCACGCCUGCUCCAUUAUGUGAUCCUUCAUCUUCCAGCCUCGUACUUUGAAUCUCCAAAACUGAUUAACGUUGCUUUCCAUUUUACUUGAUGAUUUAAUGCUGAAAUAGGGAUCAGUACCAGAAUUAAUCAAUCUGCAGUACCUAGUUCUUCAGUUUCUGCAUAGGGUAAUUGUGAAUGGUUUGUGUAUAUGUACCGCCUCUGUUUUUUAGUUUCAGCGGUGCGUACAACAAUGUAUCAAGGUCUUUGCUAUUAAUUGCACACACCAAAGUGAAUUGUUGUUUUAGUUAAUGUUCAGUUGAUUGAAUGGAAGGAUCGAUGAGAAACUUGUUUUGGUUAA